Penicillium canariense is the source of this 1569-nucleotide messenger RNA. RefSeq names its product glucose-inactivated glycerol proton symporter STL1 (gene mfsA). Gene Ontology annotation, biological process: transmembrane transport; carbohydrate transport. Gene Ontology annotation, cellular component: membrane. The record is from RefSeq and is a predicted model, not a curated record. Lineage: Eukaryota; Fungi; Ascomycota; Eurotiomycetes; Eurotiales; Aspergillaceae. The transcript is spliced from 2 exons. The coding region runs from base 1 to 1569 and encodes 522 amino acids. Gene Ontology annotation, molecular function: carbohydrate:proton symporter activity.
AUGUGGACAACCACCUCAGGCUUGCGGGGCAAGCGCCUCCACAUCGCCAUCACCUUCACGUCCGUUGUGGGCUUCUCGCUCUUCGGUUAUGAUCAGGGUCUUAUGUCUGGCAGUUCCGCCUCGUACUCUCAGCAUGUCUCCGUCCUCCGUGGUGCCGUGACUGCCUGUUAUGAGCUUGGUUGUUUCUUUGGUGCCGUCUUCACUCUCAUGUUCGGUGAGCGCAUUGGUCGCACUCCGCUCCUCGUGACUGGUGGUAUUCUCAUGAUUAUUGGUACUGUCAUUUCUACCGCCGCUUUCGGCCCCCAGUGGGGUCUUGGCCAAUUCGUUGUCGGUCGGGUUAUCUCUGGUCUUGGAAACGGCAUGGAUACUGCGACCAUCCCUGUUUGGCAGUCCGAGUGCUCUCGCGCGCACAACCGUGGUUUCCUCGUCUGCUUUGAGGGUGCCAUUAUCGCCGUUGGUACUUUUAUUGCCUACUGGAUCGAUUUCGGCCUCUCCUACGUGGACAGCUCCGUCCAGUGGCGAUUCCCUGUUGCAUUCCAGAUUCUUUUCGCCGUCAUGGUCAGCGCUGGCGCUCUAAUGCUACCUGAGUCCCCUCGUUGGUUCGUCAUGCAGGGCAAGGACCAGGAAGCUCUGGAGGUUCUAGCCGCUCUCAACGACAGCACCGUCGACGCCGAGGAUGUUCUUACCGACUUCAACCUCAUGAAGGCUGAUCUGAAGGCCACCGAGGGUGCCAAGGCGGACUGGAAGACCCUCUUCACCUUCGGCAAGACACAGGAAUUCCAGCGUAUGAUGAUUGGUUGCUCUGGCCAAUUCUUCCAGCAGUUCACUGGUUGCAACGCUGCGAUCUACUACUCCACCCUGCUGUUCGAGCAAAACCUGCACAUGGAGCACCGUCUUUCCCUAAUUCUGGGUGGUGUCUUUGCUACCGUCUACGCUAUCGCGACCAUCCCCUCCUUCUUCAUGAUUGAGAAGGUUGGCCGCCGCAAGCUGUUCCUGAUCGGUUUCGCUGGUCAGGGUCUGUCGUUCAUCAUCACCAUGGCUUGCCUGAUCAAUGACAACGAGCAGAAUGCCAAGGGCGCCGUCGUCGGUAUCUUCCUGUUCAUCUGCUUCUUCGCAUUCACCACGCUGCCUCUGCCCUGGAUCUACCCUCCCGAGAUCAACCCUCUGCGCACUCGUACCAUGGCUGCCGCCGCGUCCACGUGCACCAACUGGAUCACCAACUUCGCUGUGGUCAUGUUUACUCCCGUCUUCUCCGAUGCUUCUGGCUGGGGUAUCUACCUUUUCUUCGCGCUGGUUAACUUCAUUGCCAUUCCCUUCGCCUGGUUCUACUACCCGGAGACCGCCGGUCGUGAUCUGGAGGAGGUUGAUCUGAUCUUCGCCAAGGCCCACAUCGAGAAGAAGUGGCCCUACCAGAUCGCCAACACCUUGCCCAAGCUCACCGUUCAGCAGAUCGCUGAGAUGCAGCGUGAGGUUGGUCUGGAUGUCUCUGCCCACCAGCACGCUUCCGAGAGCGAGAAGGUCGAGAUGGCCAUGUCCAGUGGCAACUCGAGCGAUGAGAAGCACGAGUAA